UCAUGUCUGUCUUAAUCCAACGCUCUAAGAUGAUAAAUGCCGGAUUUUUAAUUUUGACAGGAAAUUAUACGGUCUGUGAGCUUCAAAACACAAACUAAUAUUAGCCACCUAGCCAUACUGUUAGGAAAUGCUAGAUUAUGUACUAGCUCAAUGCUAAAGUUAUCCUUCACUAAGUGUUGGUGGUUUAGUGGGUUACAGGAGUUACUAUGUGGACAUAAGAGGAGGUGAUCAUGGGAAUCAUUCAGACAGGACUAGAUUCACAAUGAUCAGAGUCUACUACAUCAUCGGGGUUGCACUCUUUGCGCUAGAAAUUCCACGAAUCCAGGCUCUACUAGAAAACCCAGAUGAUUGCUGUAAAAGAACACAGAAAAUGAAUGAAACCUGUGUAAACAGCACGCAUUGUGGGUGUGUCCACGUUCUGGAGAACAGCACUGUUCGGUGUGUGCAGUGUGACUCUUUGACUUCAGAUCUGGAGAACUUGACACUGUGCAACACCACUGUCGGCCACACCUCAAUAUCCACAAUAAUCAAGAUAGGUGGUCCAGGUGUAGCAGCCUCUGUCCUUUUAGGUACUCUGCUGAUCAGUCUCUUCCUCAUUCUCUCUGUCGCCUCAUUCUUCUACCUCAAACGCUCUAACCGUCUGCCCGGUGUCUUCUAUAGACGCAAAGCUUUCAUAUUUCAACCAAGUGAAACGGCUGUUAUGAUGCCUGCUGCAUCAUCCUCAGUGCGCAAACCGAGAUAUGUCCGGAGAGAACGGCCUUCAGCAGCUUCAGCAGUGGGCAGCAGUGCCACCAUGCCAGUGGGACACGUAACAAAGGUGUAUAACGUAACCAUCCAGUAGAGAUAAGCUUCAGAGAGGAAGAUGAAACACCAUUUGCCAGUAGUAAUGUUUACGUCUUUUUUUUGUAUUUUACUUUAGGGGGCUAUAGCGGUAUGUUUUGUUUUGUUUUUUUUUUGUUUUUUUUUAUGUACCCUUUUUGUACACAGAUUUCCUUGUUUCCUUGUUUCCUUGUUUGCACAGAAAAACACAUUUUUCCCCCAUUUCCUUUUCACUUUUCAUAAAAGACUGCAGUGCAUUAUGAGUAUAUUUUAUUUUUAAGAUCAUAUUUCUGGUUAUUUUCUUAAAAUGUGUAACUUAAAUAUUUAUUGCCAAUAUGUAUGUCAUACAUUUUGUCCUUGAGUCUAAAAGAGUUCUUUAAAAGGACACUAAUAUUUGCACAUUAGCUGUUUUCCCUAUUUCUGGACCAAAUAGCAACAUUCAUCUUUUUUGGAGUGUUUGACCACCUUCUUUUAGAAUAAACAGAGUAUAUGUA
Molecule: messenger RNA, 1313 nt
Organism: Pangasianodon hypophthalmus (striped catfish)
Lineage: Eukaryota; Metazoa; Chordata; Actinopteri; Siluriformes; Pangasiidae
Gene: c2h1orf159
Product: chromosome 2 C1orf159 homolog
Exons: 9
Coding region: 263-841 (192 amino acids)
Source: RefSeq, a predicted model, not a curated record